This is a messenger RNA of Sorex fumeus (smoky shrew), 3419 nucleotides long. RefSeq names its product zinc finger CCCH-type containing 14 (gene ZC3H14). Lineage: Eukaryota; Metazoa; Chordata; Mammalia; Eulipotyphla; Soricidae. The coding region runs from base 135 to 2345 and encodes 736 amino acids. The record is from RefSeq and is a predicted model, not a curated record. Gene Ontology annotation, cellular component: nucleus; cytoplasm. Gene Ontology annotation, molecular function: metal ion binding; poly(A) binding. Gene Ontology annotation, biological process: regulation of mRNA stability. The transcript has 17 exons.
GGCCGCUGGGGGCGGGUUACGCAGCUCGCGCGGCCUGAGUGGCGGCGGCUGGUGGCUGUGGAGACGAAGCCGGCGCCGGAGCCGCCGCCGCCGAGCGCCGCGCACUCUCCGAGUCCGUCGCCCGCCGCGCAACCAUGGAGAUCGGCACCGAGAUCAGCCGCAAGAUCCGGAGUGCCAUUAAGGGGAAAUUGCAGGAAUUAGGAGCUUACGUGGAUGAAGAACUUCCUGAUUACAUUAUGGUGAUGGUAGCCAACAAGAAAAGUCAGGACCAAAUGACAGAGGACCUAUCCCUGUUUCUAGGGAACAACACCAUUCGAUUCACCGUAUGGCUUCAUGGUGUAUUAGAUAAACUUCGCUCUGUUACAACUGAUCCCUCUAGUUUAAAGUCUUCUGACACCAACAUCUUUGAUAGUAAUGUGCCUUCAAAUAAGAGCACUUUCAGUCGAGGAGAUGAGAGAAGGCACGAAGCUACAGUGCCACCCCUUGCAGUUUCUAGCUCUAGAUCUGAAAAAAGAGAUUCCAGAGUUUCUGCAAGUUCACAGGAGCAGAAAACCACUAAUGUCAGUAGACAGAGUUAUGAUGAUGGAGCUGCAACCCGGCUAAUGUCAACCGUGAAACCUCUGAGGGAACCAGCACCCUCUGAAGAUGUCAUUGAUAUUAAGCCAGAACCAGAUGAUCUCAUUGAUGAAGACCUCAAUUUUGUACAAGAGAAUCCCUUAUCUCAGAAAAAACCUACAGUGACACUUACAUACAGUUCUUCUCGUCCUUCUAUUGAAAUUUAUCGACCACCUGCAAGUCGAAAUGCAGAUAGUAGUACUCAUUUAAAUAGAUUUCAAUUUCAACAGCAGCAGAACAGUAUUCAUGCUGCCAAGCAACUUGAUGUACAGAACAGCCGGGUAUAUGAAACAGGACGUUUAUGUGAACCAGAAGUGCUUAACAGCUUAGAAGAGACUUACAGUCCCUUUUUCAGAAACAACUCAGAAAAAAUGAAUAUUGAGGAAGAAAACUUUCGGAAGAGAAAACUGCCUGUGGUAAGUUCAGUUGUUAAAGUAAAAAAGUUCAAUCAUGAUGGAGAAGAGGAGGAGGAAGAUGAUGAUUGUGGGUCCCGCACAGGAAGCAUCUCCAGCAGCGUGUCAGUGCCAGCAAAGCCUGAAAGGAGACCGUCACUUCCACCUUCUAAACAAGCUAACAAGAAUCUGAUUUUGAAGGCUAUCUCUGAAGCCCAAGAAUCUGUAACAAAAACAACUAACUAUUCUACAGUCUCUCAGAAACAGACACUUCCAGUUGCUCCCAGAACUCGAACUUCUCAAGAAGAAUUGUUAGCAGAAAUGGUCCAGGGACAAAGCAGAAACCCCAGAAUAAGUUCCCCCAUUAAAGAAGAGGAAACAAAAGGAGAUAAUAUAGAAAAAAGUCAAGGAACUCAGCAGAGGCAAUUGUUAUCCCGACUGCAAAUUGACCCAGUAAUGGCAGAAAAUCUGCAACUCAGUCAAGAUUACUAUGACAUGGAAUCCAUGGUCCAUGCAGACACAAGAUCAUUUAUUCUGAAGAAGCCAAAGCUGUCUGAGGAAAUAGUAGUCGCACCACACCAAGAGGCGGGCAUGAAGACUGCAGAUUCCCUUCGGGUACUUUCAGGACACCUUUUGCAGACACGAGAUCUUGUACAACCAGAUAAACCUGCAAGUCCCAAGUUUAUAGUGACGCUGGAUGGUGUCCCCAGCCCCCCAGGAUACAUGUCAGAUCAAGAGGAGGACAUGUGCUUUGAAGGAAUGAAACCUGUAAACCAAACUGCAGCCUCAAACAAGGGACUCAAAGGUCUCCUCCACCCACAGCAGCUGCAGCUGAUGAGCAGGCAGCUUGAUGACCCAAAUGGUAGCUUUUCAAACGCUGAGAUGAGCGAACUGAGUGUGGUACAGAAACCAGAAAAGCUUUUAGAGAGGUGCAAGUAUUGGCCUGCCUGUAAAAAUGGGGAUGAGUGUGCUUAUCAUCAUCCGGUUUCACCUUGCAAAGCUUUCCCCAAUUGUAAGUUUGCUGAAAAAUGUUUGUUUGUUCAUCCAAAUUGUAAAUAUGAUGCAAAGUGUACGAAACCAGAUUGUCCCUUUACUCAUCUGAGUAGAAGGCUUCCAGUCCUGCCUCCAAAACCAGUUACGACACCAACACCACCUUCUAAUAGUCAGCUCUGCCGUUACUUCCCAGCUUGUAAGAAAAUGGAAUGUCCCUUCUAUCAUCCAAAACAUUGUAGAUUUAACACGCAGUGUACACGGCCUGACUGCACCUUUUAUCAUCCCACAAUUGCUGUGCCACCACGACAUGCCUUGAAAUGGAUUCGACCCCAAACCAGUGAGUAACACCCAGUCCUACCUGGCAGAAGAUCAUGGAGUUUGAAAGUUUCCAUCUGCUGAAAAAUACUCUACAGAACUUGUCAUAUCUUGAAACUUGGAAUAUAUUGCUUUCAUAAUAUGAAGUUUAUGCCUAUUUGAAGUGUCUAAUUUUUCAAGUUUGUAGGUUUAUUAAGUGGUUUUAAUAUUGGGUGUGUUUUGUUUGUUUUGUUUUGUUUAUGAAGACAGUCUAAGGAAAAGUUGAGUUCUAUUAAAACAUUUGAGGUGUGCUUAUUACACUGCUGUUUCAGGUAUCAGCAUUUACAAUGUGAUAUCAGUACUAAUAUUCUACAGAGAGCUGGCUGCUAUGUGUAUAAAAAAGAGAGUUGGGCAGUGUCCUUAAUUUCACAAGUUGGGCUGCUACUUUGACUUUUCCAAAGUUUCAUGUAAAACAUAAUCGACCAUGAAAAUAAGUGUCCAGAAGUGCUAAGGCUCUUAAACUAGUUAAUCUUUUUUGAGAUUAGUUCAAAAAGCAUGAUAAUGUAGGCUUCUCAGGUUGAAUGCCUAUAAAAGGUUCCCAGUGACUGGUCUCCUGGCCUCCUGAGUGGGGAUGAGUGAGGCGGUGGUUUCAUAUAUGGUGAAAACAUCUGUAAUGGCAAAUGCAAAAAAUUAUAAACAGUUCCUUAAAACUUCUUUCAUAUACUGUAAGUGUGUAUGCUUUUAAAAAUUAUUUUGGGGAACUGUAUUACCAUAAAAUUACACAAAAGUUUUUACAACUUUUUAUACAUAAGAUAUAGAAAACAGAUUUUAAACUCACAAGAUGAUGCCUAUACAUAUGUACUCACGUUCUGAAAAAUAUUCUCAGAAAUAAGUCCACAGAAAAUAGUUAUUUCCGAAGAAUAAUUUUUUAAUGUAAAAUUAGAUUUAAAAUAGUGUAUUUUAAAUGGCAGACUGUAUAAUUUCAGAGGUCAGAUGGUGAACUGCUAAUUAGGACUGUAAUUCUGGACUAUUGAGUUAAAUAUACAGAGUUUUGUGUGUAAUUUUAAAAAUUGUUAAGGCAAGAUGUGUCAUGCUUUAGAAUUAAAUAAUAUUACUGAUUCUAAA